AUGGCUGAAUUGGUUUUGUGUGAACCCACAGAGCUUUACAACAUCCUGAAUCAGGCCACAAAGUUAUCCAGGUUAACUGAACCCAACUAUCUCUGUUUACUGGAUGUUCGCAGCAAAUGGGAGUAUGAUGAAAGCCAUGUGAUUACGGCUCACCGAGUGAAGCAGAAGGAAGGCAAGUACAUGGUCCCCGAAUCUGUGGACCUGGAGUGUGUGAGGUACUGCGUGGUCUAUGACAGCAACACCAGCUCCCUGGGGGUCAUCUUAGAGGACAACGACAGUGAAGAUUCUGACCGCAGUGACCAAGCCUGGGACAGUCUCACUAAGCGCGUCUGUGAGGUCUGGGUCAGGAGCCAUAAGCUCUUCCCUGGUGGUUCUACUACUGGCUGCCUUUCUCCCUCUCUACCUCAGGAACUGGAUACUUUCCAGCCGUACCCUAUUGAAAUCGUGCCCGGAAGAAUCUACCUGGGCAAUUUCAGCCAAGCCUGCAACCCUCAAAUCCAGAAGGAUUUGAAAAUCAAAGCACACGUCAAUGUCUCCAUGGACGUAGGACCAUUUUUCGUAGACAACUCUGACAAGCUUCUUCACAUCCAAGUGGAAGACUCGCUGGAAGCCAAUCUUUCUCCCUUUUUACGCCACCUCUGUCACUUCAUUGACAUCCACCUGGAGCUUGGCUCGGUCAUCCUGGUCUUCUCCAAACUGGGCAUCAGUCGCAGCUGUGCAGUCAUCAUUGCCUACCUCAUGCACUGGCAGGGGCAGUCUCUGAAGAGCUCCUGGAACUACAUCAAGAAGUGCAAAGGCAACAUGUGUCCAAACCGGGCUUUCGUGAACCAGCUUCUGCUCUGGGAGAAAAUUGUUCUUGGAGACCUCAUCACAAACAUCUUGGAUCUGCACUACUGA
Molecule: messenger RNA, 897 nt
Organism: Chrysochloris asiatica (Cape golden mole)
Lineage: Eukaryota; Metazoa; Chordata; Mammalia; Afrosoricida; Chrysochloridae
Gene: STYXL1
Product: serine/threonine/tyrosine interacting-like 1
Exons: 7
Coding region: 1-897 (298 amino acids)
Biological process (GO): negative regulation of cytoplasmic stress granule assembly; protein dephosphorylation; positive regulation of intrinsic apoptotic signaling pathway
Cellular component (GO): mitochondrion
Molecular function (GO): protein tyrosine/serine/threonine phosphatase activity; pseudophosphatase activity; protein phosphatase binding
Source: RefSeq, a predicted model, not a curated record